Molecule: messenger RNA, 1053 nt
Organism: Colletotrichum orchidophilum
Lineage: Eukaryota; Fungi; Ascomycota; Sordariomycetes; Glomerellales; Glomerellaceae
Product: aldo/keto reductase
Exons: 3
Coding region: 1-1053 (350 amino acids)
Molecular function (GO): oxidoreductase activity
Source: RefSeq, a predicted model, not a curated record
AUGCCUCUUGUCGCUUCAAACCCGAAGGACCGCAUCAUCCUGGGUCUCAUGACCUUCGGACCUGAUGAAUCCGCCGGCGCCCGAAUCACUGAUCUGGAGACUUACAACAAGGCCCUCGAUGUCUUUCAAAGCCGCGGCUACAACGAGGUUGACACGGCUCGUGUGUACGUUGGCAGGAAGCAGGAGGCCUUCACUCGCGAGGCCAAGUGGAAGGAGAGGGGGUUGACGCUCGCCACAAAGGUUCAGUAUCCCGGACAGCCUGGCGAUCAUGCCGGGGCCAGGGUGAUCGAGUCCGUCGAAACUAGCUUAAAGGAGCUCGGCACCGACUCCGUCGAUAUCUUAUACCUCCAUGCUGCGGAUCGCGCAACCCCAUUUGCAGAGACACUUGAGGCUCUGGACAAGCUCCACAAGCAAGGCAAGUUCGUGAAGCUGGGCCUUAGCAAUUUCACCGCGUUUGAGGUGGCCGAAGUGGUCUUGACUGCCAAGUACAACGGUUGGGUCCGCCCGACGGUGUACCAGGGCAUGUACAACGUCAUCACACGCAGCAUCGAGCCCGAGCUGAUUCCGGCUCUGCGCCGCUAUGGACUCGACCUCGUCGUGUACAACCCCAUUGCCGGCGGUCUGUUUUCGGGCAAGAUCAAGUCCAAGGACAUCGUUCCAACGGAGGGCCGCUUCUCGGACAACCACGGCACGGGGGGCAACUACCGCAAGCGCUACUUCCGCGAGAGCACGUUCAAGGCUCUUCAGACAAUCGAGCAGGCGGUGGAGAAGAACGGGCUGACCAUGAUUGAGACGGCGCUGCGAUGGACGGUGCAUCACUCGGGCCUGAAGAUCAAGGAUGGCAACGACGGCAUCAUCAUUGGCGUAUCGAGCGUGCAGCAGCUCGAGGACAACCUCAACCAGCUCGAAAAGGGACCCCUUCCGGAGCAGGUUGUCCAGGCGCUUGAUCAGGCGUGGGCUGUUUCCAAGGCGGACACGACCAACUACUGGCACUUGGAUCUCGAGUACAAGUACGACACCCGGGAUGCUUUGUUCAGCGCCGGUGCCAAGUGA